AUGUCCGGGUCCCGAAAUGUCCUACAACAGAACAACCUAUUUUGGAUGUGGAAUACGCCAUUUGAGAAGUGGAACAAGUUAUUUGAGAAGUGGAACAACCUAUUUGAGAAGUGGAAUACGGCAUUGGAGAAGUGGAACAAGGCUUUUGAGAAGUGGACCAAGCCAUUUGCGAAGUGCGACAAGCCAUUUGGGAAGUGGAACACACCAUUUGGGGAGUCCAACAAGCUACGUGAGAAGUAA
Messenger RNA from Lichtheimia ornata, 240 nucleotides. RefSeq lists its product as uncharacterized. NCBI's taxonomy places the organism in Eukaryota, Fungi, Mucoromycota, Mucoromycetes, Mucorales, Lichtheimiaceae. Bases 1 to 240 code for a protein of 79 amino acids. The transcript has a single exon. The record is from RefSeq and is a predicted model, not a curated record.